AUGGCCUCCAAACAUGUUUCCAGGCCUUUGCUGAGGCUCGUCUCACCUACGCAGCCAUGUCGUUCCUUCUCGAGAGCCUCCGUAUCUCAGUUAACAGCUACCCCCGCACAUCGUCGAGCUGCCAGUUCUCGUAAUGUGUCACGAGCCACGAGACCCCUCUUCGUAGCUGGCCAACGAAGAGCCAUAUCCAGCAGUUUACAGCGUCGAUACGCCGAGGCUGACGAAGGGUUCGAUCCCGCCACGAUCGAACGCGAGUCCGACGAGGUCGACGUCUGCAUUGUUGGUGCCGGACCCGCGGGCUUGAGUGCCGCCAUCAGGUUAAAACAGCUUGCCAAUGAGGCCGGCAAUGAAGAGUUUCGGGUGGUGGUGCUGGAGAAGGCGGGUGAGGUGGGAGCACAUAUCCUAUCGGGCAAUGUGUUGGAACCAAGAGCUAUAGAGGAGCUGAUACCAGACUGGUUAAGCGAAGACAAUGAAAAUCGCUUUACUGGAGCCACACCGGCGAAGAGCGAUACAAUGAGAUUCCUGACAAAGAGUGGUGCGAUCCCUCUACCAGCGCCCCCACAGAUGCACAACAAGGGCAACUACAUCAUCUCGUUGAGUCAAUUUGCGAAGUGGUUAGGCGAACGGGCCGAGGAGAUUGGAGUCGAGAUCUACGCUGGAUUUGCGGCUGCGGAGAUCUUGUACAACCGUGAGGGUGCCGUCAAGGGGGUUGCGACAAACGACCAGGGCGUAGGCCGAGAUGGGAAAGCAAAGGCCAGCUUCGAGCGAGGAAUGGAGUUCCACGCCAAAGUGACGUUACUGGGCGAGGGGUGCCACGGCAGUCUGACUAAACAGGUAUCGAGGAAAUAUGAUCUGAGGAGAGACUGUCAGCCUCAGACAUAUGGCCUGGGCUUAAAGGAAGUGUGGGAAAUCCAACCGGAGAAGUUCAAGAAAGGUGAGAUAUCGCAUACAAUGGGGUUUCCCUUGAGCAAGGACACCUACGGUGGUGGCUGGAUGUACCACUUUGGCGACAACCUAUUGAGUUUGGGGUUGGUGGUUGGCCUGGACUAUUCCAAUCCCUGGCUUUCCCUAUAUGGCGAGUUUCAGCGGAUGAAGCUGCACCCGUUCUACAAGUCCGUGCUGGAGGGUGGCAAGUGCAUUGCAUACGGUGCCCGAGCUCUCAACGAAGGCGGCUUUCAAUCAAUACCAAAAUGCUCGUUCCCAGGUGGCGCUCUGAUCGGGGACACAGCCGGUUUCCUCAACGUACCCAAGAUCAAGGGAACGCACACGUCGAUGAAGUCCGGAAUGCUGGCCGCCGAAGCUGCAUACGAAGCUCUCCAGAACAACAAAGGUGAAAACACCGUCUUCCUGUACAACUAUGAGGAUGCAUUAAGGCAGAGCUGGAUCUGGCCGGAACUCAAAGCCGUGCGAAACAUGCGGCCAUCAUUCCACACUCCGCUCGGCAUCUACGGUGGCAUCAUGUAUUCUGGCCUGGAAGCCUUUCUGUUCCGAGGCAUGACGCCCUGGACGUUGAAGCACAAGCAACCUGAUUGGGCGGCCACCAGGCCCGCGGACCAGUUCGAAAAGAUCGAAUACCCGAAGCCUGAUAACGAGAUCACGUUUGAUAUACUGACGAGCGUGUCUCGGACUGGGACCAACCACGAAGAGGAUCAGCCCGUGCACUUGCAAGUCAAGGACUGGAACGCUCAUGCCCAGAAAGAGUGGCCGAAAUAUAAGGGAGUGGAGAACCGGUUCUGUCCUGCAGGCGUGUAUGAGUACGUAGAGGACGACACGAAGGAUAUUGGCGUGAGGUUUCAAAUCAAUGCCCAGAAUUGCAUUCAUUGCAAGACGUGCGAUAUCAAGGUGCCGGAUCAGGAUAUCAAUUGGCGGACGCCCCAGGGAGGCGAAGGACCAAGCUACAGUAUUACUUGA
This is a messenger RNA of Cladophialophora yegresii CBS 114405, 1911 nucleotides long. RefSeq names its product electron-transferring-flavoprotein dehydrogenase. The record is from RefSeq and is a predicted model, not a curated record. Gene Ontology annotation, cellular component: mitochondrial inner membrane. Bases 1 to 1911 code for a protein of 636 amino acids. Lineage: Eukaryota; Fungi; Ascomycota; Eurotiomycetes; Chaetothyriales; Herpotrichiellaceae. The transcript has 2 exons. Gene Ontology annotation, molecular function: electron-transferring-flavoprotein dehydrogenase activity; iron-sulfur cluster binding. Gene Ontology annotation, biological process: electron transport chain.